AUGGAGCGGCAAUCAUUUCUGAAGCGGAGGGGAGACUUUGGUCAAUCAGGCGACUCAAAGAAGGCGAAGACGGAUGGAGCUCCCAAGAUGUCGUUUGCUGAGAGGAUGAUGGCGAAGCAAGGUUGGAAGGCAGGCGAGGGUCUUGGAAAGGAGGGGACGGGUAUCGUGAAUCCCAUCACGGUGCAAGUGCGGCCAACCGGAGUCGGUCUAGGAAGCGUCAAGGAAAAGACAGCGCAGCAAAAAGCGGAGGAGAAGCGGCAGGCCGAAAGAAGAGGGGAAGAGUACGAAGACUCGUCCGAGGAAGAGCGUCAGAAACGGAAACGGAGAAACCAGAUCAGGAAGGCAGCCGGCGUGUCCAGUGGCGCCAGCACCCCCGGCGCGGGGCGAACGAAGAAGAAGUUCACUGUCGAUGAUAUUCCCGAAGGCCUACAGGUUCCACCAAGUUUGCUUUCUAUCACAGAUGCCACGGGGAAGGAACCGAAACUUCUUACCGCAGACACACUCAGCCUCGGUGCCGCAGUCCCCGCCGAAACCACCGCCACAAAGAUUGCGAAACGGGCGAGGAUGGGUUUGGAGGCGUUCUCCUCCGCCUUCAACGACCUUGUGGAGGAAAGAAAGACUCUCGAUUUCCAAGAGGAGGCGCUGUCGCGGGAGCUCGAAAAGAUCGAGGAAGAGAUCAAGAGGGCUGAAAGGGUAGCUGUCGCAACACAGGGUCUGCGCGAAGCACAAACAUGGGAGGACGUCAUCAGGCAUCUGGAAGAGCUACAGUUGCAAGACUUGGGCUACGACCCGUCGCUUGCCAUUGCUGCGAUCCACCCUUUCUUCAAGGACAUCAUGUCCAAAUGGGAACCGCUGGAAACCGUCCUGGAGAAUAUCGUUCUGGACCUGGAGAAGUUCCCGAAUGUCAUCACUCGCCCAAAGAACACCGACCGCGAAGAUUUUGAAAAACUGCGACCGCAAUCCACUACUCCGUUUGAAACGAUGAUGCGAGCGUACUUCUUACCGAAAAUGAGGGCCGCGAUUAUGGUGUGGGAUCCGUAUAGAGAGUCACUCAGCCUGAUCGCUGUGUUGGCUGCGUGGUUCCCGAUUACACCGAAAUUCAUCCGGAGGAGUCUGCUCAAUCAGAUCAUCACCAAAUUGACUACGGCAGUGCAGGCGUGGAACCCGAGAAAGUCGAUGAAGAAGAGACUAACUUCGCAGCUACCGGAUCUAGUGAUCCCGUGGGUUCCCUUCCUUCCUGGCCAGCAUACCGACCCUCAGGCCGCUUCAGGGCUUCUUUCUGAUACCAAGCGGAAAUUCCGCGCGCUUGUCGAUGCGUGGAGUCUGUCACGGGGACUGAUUCCUGAUCUGGAGAAAUGGCGACGGCUCCUGGGCAACACCGAGUUCGAUCGUGUCCUCAUCAACUAUCUAUUGCCAAAGCUCGCGGAAACUCUCAAGCUAGACUUUGAAGUGAACCCCGCCGAUCAGGACAUGGAGCCCCUGGAAUCGGUGUUGAAGUGGAAACCCCUGUUCAAGCUCGAGAUCAUGGGAGAAUUGAUUGCCGUACACGUCAUGCCCAAGUUGCUGGCGAUCCUGCACAGUUGGCUUACAGCCGAACCGUCGUAUGCGGAAAUUGGGCAAUGGCUGGACUGGAUCAAAUCGCAGAUACCAGCGGACAUCAAUGAACAGCCUGCAGUGGCGGCUCUAUGGGAGGAGAUGCUGAUGCUAGUACAUACGGCAUUGGAUAUGGGAGAGCGAGCCAAGACAGAUCUGCCAUUACCCAAAGCUGUGACUGGUCUCGAAAGCUCAGUACCUGGGUCUCCUCGGCCGACGAAACCUGCUGUCAAGGAGCCGCCUGUUGCCGCGAGAACGGAGGUAGAAGAAGCCACCUUCCGUGAUGUGGUAGAGUCUUGGUGCUCCGAAGAAAGUCUGCUCCUGAUCCCGCUCCGCAAGGCACACGACUUAACGGGCACCCCACUCUUCAGGAUCACUGCUAGUGCGGCGGGCCAAGGAGGAGUGGUGGUCUACAUGAAGGGCGACGUGCUGUAUGCGCAAAAUAAGAAGGACAAGAAUUUGUGGGAGCCGAUGGGGCUAGAGGAGGCAUUGGUGCAGAGAGCCGAAGGCAAAUGA
Westerdykella ornata is the source of this 2109-nucleotide messenger RNA. RefSeq names its product TFP11-domain-containing protein. Gene Ontology annotation, biological process: spliceosomal complex disassembly. The transcript has a single exon. Gene Ontology annotation, cellular component: U2-type post-mRNA release spliceosomal complex. Bases 1 to 2109 code for a protein of 702 amino acids. The record is from RefSeq and is a predicted model, not a curated record. NCBI's taxonomy places the organism in Eukaryota, Fungi, Ascomycota, Dothideomycetes, Pleosporales, Sporormiaceae. Gene Ontology annotation, molecular function: nucleic acid binding.